Messenger RNA from Prorocentrum cordatum, 1293 nucleotides. The record is from the annotation of a GenBank genome assembly. Lineage: Eukaryota; Dinophyceae; Prorocentrales; Prorocentraceae.
AUGGUUGGCGAGGAGGAGAGCCCUCCGGGCGGAGGGAUGGCGACCACUCUGGCGGUUGGUGAGGAGGAGGGCCCUCCGCCGGCAGGCUGCAAGGAGGGCGACCACGUGCCCUGUCCUGGCUCUGGCAACAUGUGCGCCGGAAACCAGUGCUGCCCUCGCACCGCGGAGUCGGGCGGCAAGACGUUCCCGUGCCCGUCGGCCGCAGACAGCUUCGCCGGCUGUGAGAACAAUACGAAGCUGGGCACCUGCCUUCCCGGCGGAGUGACGGCGACCUCUCUGAUGGUUGGCGCGGAGCAGGGCUCUCCGGGCGGAGGGACGCCGACCACUCGGAUGGUUGGCGAGGAGGAAGGCCCUACGGCGACCACUCUGAUGGUUGGUGAGGAGGAGAGCCCUACGGCGACCACUCUGAUGGUUGGCGAGGAGGAGAGCCCUAUGGCGACCACUCUGAUGGUUGGUGAGGAGGAGAGCCCUCCGGGCGGAGGGACGGCGACCACUUUGAUGGUUGGCGAGGAGGAGGGCCCGACGGCGACCACUCUGGCGGUUGGCGAGGAGGAGGGCCCUACGGCGACCACUCUGAUGGUUGGUGAGGAGGAGGGCCCUACGGCGACCACUCUGAUGGUUGGCGAGGAGGAGAGCCCUCCGGGCGGAGGGAUGGCGACCACUCUGGCGGUUGGUGAGGAGGAGGGCCCUCCGCCGGCAGGCUGCAAGGAGGGCGACAACGUGCCCUGUCCCGGCUCUGGCAACAUGUGCGCCGGAAACCAGUGCUGCCCUGGCACCGCGGAGUCGGGCGGCAAGACGUUCCCGUGCCCGUCGGCCGCAGACAGCUUCGCCGACUGUGAGAACAAUACGAAGCUGGGCACCUGCCCUCCCGGCGGAGGGACGGCGACCACUCUGAUGGUUGGCGAGGAGGUCUAUCUAGCGGCCUGCGGCAAGUCCCGCCACUGUGUCAGCGCAGCAUUCCGGGUUGCGACAAUUCGAAGGGGCGGGGCACGGUGGCGGAUUCUGCGUUGGGCCAGGCCUCCGAGGCGAUUGCUCGUCGCGGCGUGCCCGCGGGCGCUGCUGGCCCGCCGCAGCGGCUGCCGCCAGCGAGUGCGAGCGCGGCGGGGGGGCAGUGCACCGUCUUGGUUGCCGGCGGCGAGGCCGACUACAACCUGCAGUCGCUGUUGCAGCGCCUCGAGGGCUCCGAGGGCAGGUGUCAGGUGGUGUGUCUGCUCGUCAGCGGGGCGAAGGGCAGUCCGCAGGUGGCGUGGGAUCUGGAGACCGACAGCCUCACGGUCGAUGGAACUCCAGUGA